Molecule: messenger RNA, 1567 nt
Organism: Bufo bufo (common toad)
Lineage: Eukaryota; Metazoa; Chordata; Amphibia; Anura; Bufonidae
Gene: DAO
Product: D-amino acid oxidase
Molecular function (GO): FAD binding; D-amino-acid oxidase activity
Source: RefSeq, a predicted model, not a curated record
CAUACCAUAGAGUAACUGAAAAUGAAACUUUGCAGGGACAUUUCCUUGUGUGGCAGCUGCAUGGAUGUGGGAGCUGAACUUGUUCAUUUUGAGCUAUGCUCUGGAAAGGUGCUUCUUCAUGUCUGGUUCACUCUGCCAGGGUCGUAAUAGCCAGGAAUAUGCAUAUAGCUGUGAUAGGAGCUGGAGUGAUAGGACUCUCCACAGCCCUAUGUAUUCAUGACCAGUACCAACAUUCAGUACAUCCUCUCAAGAUUGAGGUGUAUGCAGACAAGUUGACCCCACUCACCACAAGUGAUGGAGCAGCGGGCCUGUGGCAGCCAUAUCUAUAUGACAAUGGAAACAAGCAGGAAACUCAAUGGAGCAAGGAAACUUUUGACUAUCUUCUAAAAUCUGUACAGUCUGCGGAAGCCCAGGACAUGGGCAUAUUUCUACAGUCUGGAUACAAUUUGCUGAAAGAACCUGCACCUGAACCUUCAUGGAAAGAUGAUGUCCUUGGGUUUCGACGCCUUACACCAAGAGAGUUGGAAUUAUUUCCUGGAUAUAGCUAUGGGUGGUUCAACACUGCACUGAUGAUUGAGGGGAAGAGCUACUUACCAUGGCUCACCAAGAAACUGGAAGAGCGAGGAGUCAAGUUUAUCCAAAAGACAGUGAAAAGCUUUGGUGAGCUGGCUGCUCUAGGGGCAGAUGUCAUCAUUAACUGCAGCGGCGUACGUUCAGGACAGCUGCAACCGGAUCCAGAAUUAAAACCAGGAAGAGGACAGAUCCUGAAGGUGGUUGCUCCCUGGAUGAAACAUUUUAUACUGACCCAUGAUUUGAGGACUGGAGUAUAUACCACACCUUAUAUAAUUCCAGGGUCUCAGAUGGUGACAUUAGGAGGCAUUUAUCAGUUGGGAAACUGGAGUGAAUGAAGAAGUGUCCAGGAUCAUAACUGGAUUUGGGAAGAAUGCUGUAAACUGGUACCUAGCCUAAAGAAUGCGAAGAUUGUGCAUGACUGGGCAGGACUGAGACCAGCACGGAGCAAAGUAAGGUUGGAGAGAGAGCCUUUGGUGUGUGGAUCUCUGAAGAGUGAUAUCAUACACAACUAUGGCCACGGUGGCUUCGGCCUCACUAUCCAUUGGGGGUGUGCUAUGGAAGCAGCCAAACUUUUUGGGCAAAUCGUUAAAGAAAAGCAAAAAAGAACACCUAAAUCCUCUCUGUGAUCAUGAUCAGUGUGACCAGUUCCGCAAUGCCUCAUGCGAUCUGUGAUAACACCAAUGAGCUGUAUUAAUUGCUGGCCGAAAAUUGUCACUUUGUCAUUCAGGUAGCACUCCAGAUACAGAAACAUCUACUUCUGACUGGGGGAAAGUAUUUGAUGGCAUGUGUCUCCCCUCAUUCAUAGAUGAAAAUGAAAAACAUUUGAAAGACCCACUAGUGAUCUCACAUAAUUAGAAAUAUCCAGCUAAAGAAUAUUUGCAUCCAGCAUGUCAUCGUGUUCACUGUAACAUCCUGUAUUUGAUUAUACUGGAAGAUCUGAUUUCUUUCCUCUUUAUAUUACGAUCCUUGGGCAAAACCCAUUCUGUUGACUUGG